Molecule: messenger RNA, 1153 nt
Organism: Strongylocentrotus purpuratus (purple sea urchin)
Lineage: Eukaryota; Metazoa; Echinodermata; Echinoidea; Camarodonta; Strongylocentrotidae
Product: delta-like protein B
Exons: 8
Coding region: 134-1153 (339 amino acids)
Biological process (GO): heterophilic cell-cell adhesion; establishment or maintenance of epithelial cell apical/basal polarity
Cellular component (GO): protein-containing complex; plasma membrane
Molecular function (GO): calcium ion binding
Source: RefSeq, a predicted model, not a curated record
UAAACACAGAUUGUGUUCUCAGUUUGAGCUUAAUUUCAGUGAACGAAGUUUGCCAUCCUGCUUCCUUGCCUUGUAUCGCAACAUACCUUUCCUCACAGCUAGUAUUGUGAACGUUUAUAGUAAAACAUCCAAAAUGAUGCCCAUGAAAAGAACAGUACUCAAGGGGCUCCUUGCUGUACUCCUGCAUUUAUGCCUUCUGGAGAACAACCUCGUCCGCGCCAGGCCGACCGGCGCGCCCGUUGAAUCUUAUCCUGAGAUAUGUAACACUUUGACACCAGGUCAUGGUAUACCAGCAUCAGUUUCCGAGAGUCCAUAUUCCAUAAUCGUGGCGAAUGAAACUUACAAACCUGGAGUGGAUUUCACCGUCACGAUCAACACGGAUUCUGGUAGUCCAGGAUUAAAAGGGAUCUUCCUUCAAAUGCAUGAGGCGGUCACUCACGAGAUCAUUGGUUCGUGGUCCGUCAUGGACUCGGGCAACUUCAAGACUGUAUCGUGUAAUGAACAGAACGACAGCGCUGUGACUCAUCAGAAUUCCGUCGUCAAACCGUCAACGAAUACCUUCACAUGGACUCCACCCGAUAUGGGAGGGCCAGAUAUAUAUGUGGCCGCUACUUUUGUGCAAACUCACCAAACGUUCUGGGUAAAUGUGACAUCACUGAUAAUUCCCGACGAUCCCUGCAGUGGCAACGCAUGUAUGAAUGGAGCGACAUGUGUCCCAGACGCUGAUGGCGGAAACUACACAUGUACUUGUUCUGAUGGAUUUGCCGGUCCAAUGUGUAAUUUAGACGAUCCCUGCAUUGACAACAUGUGUAUGAACGGAACGACAUGUGUCCCAGACGCUGAUGGCGGAAACUACACAUGUACUUGUCCGGAGGGAUUCACUGGUCCAAUGUGUAAUUUAGAAGUAGACCCUUGUCUAAGCAAUGAAUGUAGCAACAACGCAACGUGUGUGCCUGGAACUGGGGAAAUAAUGUACACCUGUACGUGCGCAGAAGGAUUCACUGGGGCUCUCUGUGAUGUAGAAGAAGGAGGAGAUGCAGUGACUACCCCAGCCGCUACAACAGCUCAAGGUUCAAUUCUUACAUACAACUUUCAACUCGCAGUCUCAGCUUUAUGGCUUGUGGUUAUCAUAAACAAAGUGAUCCUCGCUUGA